Adineta steineri is the source of this 891-nucleotide messenger RNA. The record is from the annotation of a GenBank genome assembly. Lineage: Eukaryota; Metazoa; Rotifera; Eurotatoria; Adinetida; Adinetidae.
AUGCCCAAUACACAAAGUAUUCCAAUUGGUACACCACUUUCUAAUUACCGAUGUAUGGUUAUAAAUGAAUAUUCACAACGACCAAUCACUAAUCAAGAUGGCGAAUUGUUUAUAGGAGGUGUUGGUGUCUUUGCUGGUUAUCUUGGACGUGAUGAUUUAUCUGCAAAAGCUCUUGUUGAAAUAGAUGGUGAACUAUUUUAUCGAACAGGUGAUCUUGUUACAAUGGAUAGCAAUGGUCUUCUUCAUUAUCAAGGAAGAAAAGAUCAUCAAAUCAAACUACAUGGACAAAGAAUUGAACUUGGUGAAAUCGAACGAUGUUUACUUAACAUCACAUCCAUCUCUACAUGUGUUGUCAUGAAAUGGAAUGAUGAUUAUUUAGUUGCAUAUGUUCAAAGUUCUGAUAUUAUAGAACAAGAAUUGCGUGAACAUUGUCAAUCUCAUCUUCCACCACAUAUGAUACCAUCAAUAUUUGUUAUACUUGAUAAACUACCUUUGAAUCAAAAUGGAAAAGUAGACCGAAAACAACUUCCUUCACCUGACUUUUCUUUAUCAACUUCGUUAUUAUCCGAUAAAUCUGAUGCUCCUCUUAAUCAGUUCGAAGAACGUAUACAUACAAUUUGGUGUCAGGUUCUUCAUUCUAAUCAAAAUCACAUUUCCGGAACUACUAGCUUUUUUACUAUUGGUGGCCAUUCACUUCGCUUCAUCAAACUUUAUUAUCGUUACCAGUCAUUAUUCAAUUUCGAUGCUCAUUUACUCUCGAUUGGUCUUUUUCUGCAGCAGCCAACUAUUCGACAACAUGCACAACUACUUCAAACACUUCCCUCCAAUGAUACGCAGACAACACGAUGGCAAUCAGUACAUAUCGAUCAGGGUAAAACAUCUUUAAAUUAA